AUGGAUACAGGGAUCAUUGGCCCCGUGACCGUCAUGGAAAGUUUCACCUCACGGUUCGGAAGCCAGGCUGCAGUGAUUCACGGGCUGAUCGUGUCGUCUAUCCUUGUUCCUGCCGCAAUAUCUUCAUUCUUUGCAGGUUACCUGGCAGACAAACUGGGUAGGCCAAAAGGCAUCAGUAUUGGUGCCUUGAUAUUUGGAAUUGGAGCAGGCCUUGAGGCAGCAGCUGUUCACAUUGGCAUGUUCGUAACAGGGCGAUGCAUCGAGGGCAUAGGGGAGGGCUUGUACCUUGGAACUUUGGUAGUUUAUAUCUGCGAGAUUUCGCCGCCCGACGUCAGAGGUGCUUUAACCACCGGCCCUCAGUUGCUCAUCACAUUGGGUUUGGUAGUGGGUUUCUUCACAUGUUAUGGAACGGCUCGCCUGAAAUCUUCAUUCUCGUGGCGUACUCCCUUCCUGAUUCUUGCUUGUUUGGCAGUGGCUUUCUCGGUUGCUUCUUGGCUCUGGCUGGUCCCGUCGCCCCGAUGGUUGACCAUUCACGGUCGCCGAACCGAGGCUACUGCGGCUUGGGACUACCUGGGGGUAAGCCAGGCGGAACGCGAGAAGGCUGAAAUUGAGCAGGACAGAGUUCUUGUCGCUGAAGUUGCAAGCACCUCCAGCAGAGAACGUGCUUCAUCAGUUCCCCAGGCCCAAGCAAAGUCAGCCAAGGACAAGAUUUUCGAUCUCUUCUCUAAAGACGUUCGGACUCGCACCAUUCUAGCUGUCUUCCUCAUGGGAAUGCAACAGCUCAGUGGGAUUGACGGUGUUCUUUAUUAUGCUCCUCUUCUAUUCGAGCAAGCAGGACUUGCAUCCUCAUCAGCAAGCUUCUUCGCUUCCGGCGUCUCUGCAAUUGUUAUUUUCGCUGUCACUAUCCCUGCACUCAUAUGGGCCGACAAAUGGGGUCGUCGACACAGUACCAUUUAUGGUGGCAUCGGCCUCAGCUUCACGAUGCUUCUGAUAGGAGCUCUAUAUGCAAGCAGGGCAGUUCACAGCUCGAGUGGAGCGGGGCGAUGGGUUGUCAUAGUCAGCAUCUACAUAUUUGCCGUGAUAUACUCUUUGAGCUGGGCUGUCGGCAUUAAGAUCUAUGCAGCAGAGAUACAGCCACAAAGGACUCGUGCCUCGGCAACUAGCUUAGCUCACGGGAGCAAUUGGGCGGCUAACUUCCUAGUAGCACUUGCUACACCAAUUCUACUUUCGAGAAGCAGCUUUGGUGCAUAUUUCCUAUUCGCGGGAUGCACACUUGUCACGACCUUUGUAUGCGCAGUCAUGAUGCCAGAGACCAAAGGCAGAUCGCUGGACGAGAUCGAAGAAGCAUUCAAGUCGAAGGCUGUGGGCUCGCAGUCGCUCCUGAAUGUUCUUCGCCGGACCACCCGAUCUAUGCCCUGA
Messenger RNA from Aspergillus brunneoviolaceus CBS 621.78, 1419 nucleotides. Its product is annotated as putative MFS sugar transporter. The transcript is spliced from 3 exons. NCBI's taxonomy places the organism in Eukaryota, Fungi, Ascomycota, Eurotiomycetes, Eurotiales, Aspergillaceae. Gene Ontology annotation, molecular function: carbohydrate:proton symporter activity. Gene Ontology annotation, biological process: carbohydrate transport; transmembrane transport. The record is from RefSeq and is a predicted model, not a curated record. The coding region runs from base 1 to 1419 and encodes 472 amino acids. Gene Ontology annotation, cellular component: membrane.